Molecule: messenger RNA, 324 nt
Organism: Iphiclides podalirius (scarce swallowtail)
Lineage: Eukaryota; Metazoa; Arthropoda; Insecta; Lepidoptera; Papilionidae
Source: the annotation of a GenBank genome assembly
AUGAACGGUCGUGUACCGCGGCCGGAGUGGCAAGGGCGAGGGGUGGCCCGAUCGAUGCGCGGCACGCGGCAACGCAGCACGCACGCGGACCGCGCUUCCCGCCUUUGGGGGAUCGCUUCAAAACUUUUCGGAGGGAAACCUGCCCGCGGACGAUUCACCUCGACUGCGAGGUGUAGAAUGGUCGCUGCGGGAGCGCGCGGUACGUUAAGCCCGCAGCCCCCCCGCGCCCGCACCGCGGCCCUGCCUAACCUUGGCUUUGCUGAUGCCUAUGCCUCACGUUUGGCUGCCCAUCCAUUGCAGAUCUACGACUUCGUUGCGCCCGGC